AUGGCCCGUGCAUUUGCAAUCAGAAACCUUUACGAAAUGAACUUCAAGCCAUUAUCAGCAUGCAUUUUAAUGAGCUUGGCCAGUCAAAUAACAUUGGCGAUUUUAUGCUUUGCUAUACCUUUCCAAGACAAAUUAGGUACUUUCAUCAGUAUACAACUCCCUGUUAUUUACGUUAACUACGUUAUUAUUGGAAUUCCACUUUUUAAUUCCAUUUGGGGCGAAGCAAACAACGCAAUCACCGCUGUUAUUAUCAUGAGUAAUGAUAUCGUUAUUGUCCCCAUUUACCAGAUUCUUGGCGCCAUUUAG
Messenger RNA from Trichomonas vaginalis G3, 306 nucleotides. RefSeq names its product intracellular auxin transport. The transcript has a single exon. The record is from RefSeq and is a predicted model, not a curated record. Lineage: Eukaryota; Parabasalia; Trichomonadida; Trichomonadidae. The coding region runs from base 1 to 306 and encodes 101 amino acids.